Messenger RNA from Lytechinus variegatus (green sea urchin), 969 nucleotides. Its product is annotated as hepatitis A virus cellular receptor 1-like. The coding region runs from base 67 to 969 and encodes 300 amino acids. The record is from RefSeq and is a predicted model, not a curated record. Lineage: Eukaryota; Metazoa; Echinodermata; Echinoidea; Temnopleuroida; Toxopneustidae. The transcript is spliced from 2 exons.
GACGCAUUCAUCUGCAGACCAUUCAUAUCGGCUGACACGUCUAUAAUUCGACCAGUUCCAGUCAUUAUGCAUCACAAUCUCCUGAAUAACAUUCAUAAUGGUAAAUUCAUCCACUAUGUUUGUUUACCACCUCAAGUGAUACAAGAGGGGGCUUCUUCUGUGCCCUCUAUACCUACUUCAACAGCAUCAAUUAGUCAGGAGACAGCUUCACUGCAAGAGCAAGCAUCAUCAUCAGCAGCAACAUCAGCAACACUGGUAGACGAGUAUCAGGAAACAUCGACAUCCUCGGUUUCAAAAACUGCAACAAGCCAGGCUACAACACCGUUAGUAAGACACUCGACGACAUCAACAACACUGAUUUCCUCCACAGCCACACAAUCUACAACAACGGCGACUCCGCCUACUCCAACGACCCAUCCUACCACAACUUAUCCCACAACUACAAUGACACAACCUCCUACAACGACGGCACCCGCUAUGGCAACACUACCUACAACAGCAACGACAGUACCUACUGAGGCAACACAGCCUACAACAACCACUACAGUACCUACUGAGGCAACACUGCCUACAGCAACAACGACAGUACCUACUGAGGCAAUUACACAGCCUACAACAACAACUACAGUAACUACUGAGGCAACACAUCAUACAACAUCAAAAGUACCUACUACAAGAACACAUUCUACAACAACACAGCGACCUACUACAACAACACUACUUACAACACCCACAGUUAUGACAUCACAACAUACAACGACAGUACCUACUUUAACAACUCAGCUUACAACUUCAAAAGUCCCUACUGCAACAACACAACCUACAACAACGCUACCACCUACUACAACAACACAACCUACAACACCGAUGCCACCUACUUCAACAGCACAUCCGACUACAACAACGAUCUCCACUUCAACAACACAGAUUACGACAAUCUCAACCGUUGACAUUCAGAGUAUGUAUUGA